AUGGCGUCCAAUGGAAAGAGAACAUUGGUGGUGAUUCUGUGCUCUGUGCUGCUGGCUGCCGGCGUGGCCCGCGGCGGCAACUUCUACCAGGACGUGGACAUCACGUUUGGCGAUUGGCGCGCGAAGAUCCUCGGCGGCGGCGACCUCAUGACGCUGACCAUGGACAAGGCCUCCGGCUCCGGGUUCCAGUCCAAGAACCAGUACCUGUUCGGCCGCUGGGACAUGAAGAUGAAGCUCAUCCCCGGCAACUCCGCCGGCACCGUCGCCAGUUUCUACCUUUCGUCGCCGCCGCAGGGGCCGCACCACGACGAGAUCGACUUCGAAUUCCUGGGGAACCUGAACGGCAAGCCCUACACCGUGCAGACCAACAUCUUCAGCCAGGGGGUGGGCGGCCGGGAGCAGCAGUUCCGCAUGUGGUUCGAUCCAACCAAGGACUUCCACACAUACACCAUCGUCUGGAACCCCAUCAACAUCAUGUUCUACGUUGACGGGACGCCGAUUCGGGAGUACCGGAACCGGCAGGCGGACACAGGGGUGCCGUUCCUGACGCAGCAGCCGAUGCGGGUGUACGCGAGCCUCUGGAACGGGGAGGCAUGGGCGACCGGCGGCGGGAGCAUAAAGACUAACUGGACAUGGGCGCCGUUCGUGGCGUCGUACAAGGGGUACACGGCUACCGGGUGUGUGUCGUCGCAGGACCCGGCGGCGUGUGCUAGUUCCACUGGCGCGUGGAUGCACCAGCAGCUGGACACCGCGGAGCAGGCCCGCCUCCGGCAGGUGCAGAAGAAUUACAUGAUCGCCAACUACUGCACCGAUCCCUGGAGGAAGUACCCGAGGCCCGACUGCAAGUACUAG
Molecule: messenger RNA, 852 nt
Organism: Lolium rigidum
Lineage: Eukaryota; Viridiplantae; Streptophyta; Magnoliopsida; Poales; Poaceae
Product: xyloglucan endotransglucosylase protein 7-like
Exons: 3
Coding region: 1-852 (283 amino acids)
Biological process (GO): xyloglucan metabolic process; cell wall biogenesis
Cellular component (GO): apoplast; cell wall
Molecular function (GO): hydrolase activity, hydrolyzing O-glycosyl compounds; xyloglucan:xyloglucosyl transferase activity
Source: RefSeq, a predicted model, not a curated record